Molecule: messenger RNA, 943 nt
Organism: Exophiala mesophila
Lineage: Eukaryota; Fungi; Ascomycota; Eurotiomycetes; Chaetothyriales; Herpotrichiellaceae
Exons: 2
Coding region: 93-788 (231 amino acids)
Source: RefSeq, a predicted model, not a curated record
UCUGAAUGCAUUGUUGUACCACGAAUGUCAUCUGUUCAAGGGGCUUGACGUGUUAGCACCAGGAUGUCCCGUACACCUUCACCACAUUAGACAUGGCUCCGAUAAGGAGAUAUCUUCGAAUCAGCAAAUACUCGGUUCUCGAAUGUCGUAUAUUCCUGGAGAACCCAGCAGAUGAGCAAAGGUGGCUGCUAAAGGCUGGGGAUCCUGCGCUCACUCGCGUCAUUGAAGCUGUGAAGCCUCUUGUUCUCCCAAAGCUCAUCGAAGAGAAUGCAAGGGCCCAGGGCAAAGGAAAAAAGAAGAAAACUGUCAAAGACGUGGUCAAGCAGGACGACUUUGAGGUUUCCAUUUUCUUGACUGAGCUCAAGACCCGACAUUCACUUAUCGUCAAGCACAAGACGUUCAAGCAAAAGCCCUCUCUACGCACCAACAAUGGUAGUAAGAUGACUGCUGCUAAUCAUGGGACCGACUCUAUCAUGAUUCGUGAUGAGAGUGACGAUGAAGAUAUCGCAAUCAGCGACAUCCCUGACGCGGAUGAUAAAAGUGAUGUCGAGGAGACGUCUCGGGUGCUGGAUGAUACUUUCAACCCCGACCAAGACGAUGACAAGAAAAAGUUGGGGUUCAAAACCACCUAUGACGGCUUCAGCAUCUGGGGGUGGGUGCUUUGCCUCUUCGUUGAACGCAAGGGAGGGCCAGGCAAGAAGUCGGCUGCUGCGACUGAAGGAAAUGCGCAGGCCUUGAUGCAGGACUGGAUCACCUCGACUCAACAACAGAAAGAGGAUGAUGAAUGAUGGAAAGGCGGUGUGUUGCCCAAGGUCUGGCCAAGUCUUGCGGUCUGGCUCUACACUGUAAAGGAAUUACACCUUCCGAAUUUGGUGAAUUGACAGACUAUUUCAAACAAUCAUGGAACAAACCUUCGUAGCCAUUGAUCAUCAUGUUGCAUUCC